AUGCGAUUCAGCAUGAAGGCUGGCGUAUUGUUUUUCAUGUUAGCGGUGUACUUCGUUGCCGCUGACCCUAUCCCUGAACCAGAGCCAGAACCAGGAUAUGGUCAUCAUGGAGAGGAAAAAAAAGUGAUUGUCAUCAAAGAUCAAACGGAGCAUCAUCAUCAUCACCACCACCACCAUCAUCAUAAACAUGGUCAUGAUCACAAACACGGCCAUGAACACAAGCAUGAUCACAGUCAUGGGCAUGAGCACAAACAUGAUCAUAAACACGGACAUGAUCACAAGCAUGAUCAUAGCCAUGGGCAUGACCACAAACAUGAUCAUAAACACGACCAUGAUCACAAACACGGGCAUGAUCAUCAUCAUGCUCACAAGCAUGGUCAUGAUCAUAAACACCAUCAUGGACAUCAUCAUAGUCAUGACCAUAAACAUGGACAUGACCAUAAACAUGGUCAUGAUCAUAAGCACAGCCAUGGACAUAGCCAUGAUCAUAAACAUGGUCACAACCACUUACAUAAACAUGGACAUGACCACAGUCAUCACCACGGACAUCAUCAUGACCACAAACAUGGUCAUGAUCACAAGCACGGCCAUGAUCACAAGCACCACCAUGGACACAGUCACGCCCACAAGCAUGGUCAUGAUCACCAUCACAGCCAUGGACAUCAUCAUGCUCAUAAACAUGGUCAUGAUCAUAAACACGGUCAUGAUCACAAACAUAGCCAUGGACACAAUCACCAUCAUGGACAUGAUCACAAACAUCACCACGGACAUGAUCACAAACACGGACACAGUCACCACCAUGGACAUGAUCACAAGCACGGACACAGUCACCACCAUGGACAUGACCACAAACACGGACACAAUCACCACCAUGGACAUGAUCAUAAACACGGACAUCACCACGGCCAUCAUCACGGACACAAGCACGGGCAUCAUCAUGGACACCACCAUGGACAUCACCAUGGACACCAUCACGGUCAUCAUCAUGGACAUCACCACGGACAUGGACAUAGCUACGGAGGUCAUGGCAAUGGUGGUCACAGCCUUGGUGGAUACAGCUACGGUGGCCUUGGUGAUCAUCAUGGUUUCUCCUUCGGACACGGCUACGACUUCAAAAUAUAA
Uloborus diversus is the source of this 1122-nucleotide messenger RNA. RefSeq names its product histidine-rich glycoprotein-like. NCBI's taxonomy places the organism in Eukaryota, Metazoa, Arthropoda, Arachnida, Araneae, Uloboridae. The transcript is spliced from 2 exons. The coding region runs from base 1 to 1122 and encodes 373 amino acids. The record is from RefSeq and is a predicted model, not a curated record.